AUGGGUAUGCUUCCGUUUCUGGACCAGCCGGUCCUAAUACACUCUUCCAGAGUGAUGGGAGAAUGUACCAUGACCCCGGAACAAUGUGCUUAUAAGAAGAGGUAUUGGGUGAACUGGUAUCAGGCUGAUCAUCACUAUGCCUUGCCGACUGUUGCGUUCUUCAUGGUCGCUAUAGGCCUCUUCAUUAUAGCACAUAUAACAUCCUCGCUCACUCCACAAAGUGCGAAGAAGCGUUCAAUCUGGUUUCGUCCAGUUGCUUUUCUUCGAUACCUCUCCUACAAGACAUGGCGGAUUGCAGGGUGGAAUACUCAGUCUCUCGGUGUGUGCCUACUAGGUGCAGCUGGACUGGUCUAUUUCCUAUCUAUGAUGCUGGGGCCCCAUCCUUAUUACUGGCCGAAUACAAUGGAAAUCAGCUACGGUGACUCUCCACCCAUCGCCACGCGUUCCGGGUUCUUAGCAUUGGCAUGUAUGCCUUUCCUCAUUAUCCUCGGCGCCAAAUCCAAUCCCAUCACCGCAUUGACGGGCAUCUCUCAUGAGAAACUAUUCGUUUGGCACAACUGGGUAGCGUGGGCCAUGUUCGUACUAGCCCUCGCACACACAUUCCCGUUCAUCGUUUACCACAUGUGGAAAGGAGACAUCAGAGAACAAUGGACUAGCGGUGGUGUCUGGGUAACCGGCGUCGUCGCAAUCAUCGCUCAAGCAUGGCUUACAUUCAUGUCUAUCCCAUGGAUUCGUAACCGAUACUACGAAUUCUUCAAAGCAACCCACUUUUUCAUGGCUAUGGUCUUCGUCAUCUUCUUCUUCCUACACUGUGACUUCCGUAUGUCCUCUUGGGACUACUUCAUCGCCACCGCCGUACUAUACACCCUGUCAUGGCUAUACUCUCAAUGCAAAACAUGGUUCGAGCACGGUAUCCACCACAAAGCCCGUCUAGUACCCGAGUCGGAAGAAACCCUCAAAGUCACUAUCGAUACAGCCAUGGAGUGGGGUCCUGGUCAGCAUAUCUUCCUGCGCUUUGUCACAUGUGAUAUGCACGCUCUCACUGCACACCCCUUUACCAUCUGCUCUGUUCCACAGAAGGAUAGUAAGAACUUGAAUCAACUUGUCUUCUAUGUCAAGCCGCAUGGUGGUAUCACUGGUCGCCUUAUGGCUCUGGCGAGAAAGAAUCCGGAUUCACAGAUUCCCGUCCUUAUCGAUGGUCCUUAUGGUGGGGUUUCGGUGGGGAGAAUGGAGGGAUUCGAUAAGAGUAUCGUUAUUGGUGGUGGUGCUGGUGCUGGAUUAACAUUAUCCAUGAUUGAGGACUUUGUUCGCGCUUCUUCGUUAACCGAGGAUGAGAAGGAGUUGAAGAUUAUUGUUGCAACGCGUGAUCCCGGUAUGCGCGCGUGGUAUGUACAGGCUCUGGAGGAUCUCGCGACGAGACAAUCGUUGGAGAAACCUGUACCUGGUCUUUCGAUUCAGAUUCAUGAGACUUGUGCAUCGCAUGUGGCUUCGGAAUCGAAGAGUAAGGAGCUGGAGGCGGAGGCAGGUGUGAAGGUCCAGGAUGUGCAUUCCAAUGAGUGCAGUACUUCCUCGGAGUCCUUACCUGCGGAGUUGUUCGGUGUUCAGUGCUUUACUGGACGACCCGACCUGCCAAGUGCUAUCUACCAGAUGGCCAGCUCAGAGGGAAAGUCGGUUUGUGUGGUCGUUUGUGGUCCUUCAUCUAUGACCCAUGAUGUGAGUGCGGCGUCGGCGGAGGUUCAGAGUCGCAUUCUUGCGAAGAAACCGGGUAAUGCGCGGGAGUUGUGGUUACAUAGAGAGAAUUUCUCAUUCUAG
Molecule: messenger RNA, 1812 nt
Organism: Penicillium malachiteum
Lineage: Eukaryota; Fungi; Ascomycota; Eurotiomycetes; Eurotiales; Aspergillaceae
Exons: 4
Coding region: 1-1812 (603 amino acids)
Biological process (GO): copper ion import; intracellular iron ion homeostasis; iron ion transport
Cellular component (GO): plasma membrane
Molecular function (GO): ferric-chelate reductase activity
Source: RefSeq, a predicted model, not a curated record